CUGGUCACUGUGUGACCUCAGUGGUGUCUCCCAACAGCCUCCUAACCAUCUCCUCGUGCCUUGCAGGGGGUUCAGGACCAUCGUCAUCCAUAGCCAUAGCUGGCACCAGCCAACCUGCCAUCACCAAGACAACAUCUGUGCUCCAGGAUGGUGUUAUAGUCACUACUGCAGCUGGAAAUCCACUUCAGCAGAGCCAGCUGCCCCUGGGGAGCGACUUCCCCUUCGCUGGCCACGAACACUCGCUCCAUUUCCCGCAGAACAGCUCUUCAAACAACAACCUGCCGCACUCUUUGAAUCAAAACCUCCUCAAUUCUCUGCCUAUCUCUUUGCCAGUGAAUCACAACCUCAACCCUUUAGGUUUUCUCAACCCGAAUGUAAACGCCGCUUUAGCUUUUCUCUCCGGUGACGUGGACGGGCAGGUAUUGCAGCCUGUGCACUUCCAGCUCCUAGCAACCCUCCUUCAGAACCAAGCCCAGGCAGCUGCCAUGCUGCCCCUGCCAUCCUUCAAUCUGACCAUCUCAGAUUUGCUGCAGCAGCAGAACCCCCCCGGGCCCCCAGCUGAGCACCUGCCCAGCGCCCAGGCAGACAGCGGCAGGGUGGACACCCUCCUGGGCACCCCCCUCCCCAGCUUCUCGGGCUCUGACACAGCUCCUAACCCCCUGCUCCUCCCCACUGCCUCUGGGGCCUCAGCACUAAUGGCCUUGAACCCCCAGCUGGUGGGAGGUGUCCUCAGCUCCGCGGCCACCGCUAACCAUCCGGAGGUUUCCAUAGCCACCUCCUCCCAGGCAACCACUACCACAACCACUACAUCAUCAGCAGUGGCAGCACUGUCUGUCUCGACCCUGGGUGGUGGGACAGCAGUGGUGUCAAUGGCAGAAACAUUGCUGAACAUAUCUAAUAAUGCUGGGAGUGCUCCUGGUCCAGCUAAGCUCAACAAUAACUCUGUGGUGCCACAGCUACUUAACCCUCUACUGGGGACAGGUCUGCUUGGUGAUGUGUCAUCUCUGAACACUACUCUGAAUAACCAUCAGCUGAGUCAUCUCCAGUCGCUGCUAAACAACAAUCAGAUGUUCCCUUCAAACCAGCAGCAGCAGCAGCAGCAGCAGCACCUUCUGCAGGGGUACCAGAACAUGCAGGGCUUUCAGGGCCAGCCCCAAAUCCCUGGCCCAGCUAACAACCCCAACCCCAUGGCAUGUCUGUUCCAAAACUUCCAGGUGAGAAUGCAGGAAGAUGCUGCUGUGCUCAACAAAAGGAUGAUCACUCAAAUGGGAAUGGCACCAGUUCCUGAGAGCUCCAACACUAUGCUUCCUCCUUUCCAAGAAACAUCUUGUGAUCUGCAGCAAAGGACUGACCCAUCUCUUGGCCAACAGGCGAAGGACAACCUCAACGUUGCCGCUCAGGGCGAUGCGUCGGUGGACGCCAUCUACAAGGCGGUCGUGGACGCCGCGAGCAAGGGAAUGCAGGUGGUGAUCACCACUGCAGUCAGCAGCACCACCCAGAUGAGUCCCAUCCCAGCUUUGAGUGCCAUGAGUGCCUUCACAGCCUCGAUCGGUGACCCCCUGAACCUCUCCAGCGCCGUCAGCGCGGUGAUCCACGGCAGGAACGUCGCCGCGGCCGAGCACGACGGGAGGGUGAGGAGCACCAGGGGGACACGAGUCCUGAAGAAUUCAGAGCAUGGUAAAAACCCAAGUGAAGGGGAUGGGUAUGAGUAUUACAAACCAAGCAGUUGUAACACGCCCAAAAAACAGUGGGAAGGGGAGCAAAGUCCUGUCAGUGAGAUAAACAGGUGGAAGUGUGAGGAGUUUCUAGAGCAUUCCACCCAUAUCCACAGCAGUCCGUGCCACGAGAGGCCCAACAACAUCUCCACACUGCCACUGCUACAGGGGGAGCAGCACCAGAUCCUGCUGUCACAGAGAAACUGUCAGAGUGAGAAAGUGCUGGAGGAGAAUUUCAGGUAUAACAAUUACAAAAGAACUAUGAUGAGUUUUAAGGAAAGGCUGGAGAACACUGUGGAACGAUGUGCACACAUCAAUGGCAACAGGCCUCAGCAGAACAGAGGCUUUGGGGAGUUGCUCACCACUUCCAAACAAGACCUGAUCCUGGAAGAGCAAUCUCCAAGUUCCUCCAAUAGCUUGGAAAGCUCCUUGGUUAAAGACUAUAUCCAUUACAAUGGAGAUUUCAAUGCCAAAAGCAUUAAUGGGUGUGUGCCUAGCCCCUCGGAUGCUAAGAGCAUCAGCAGUGAGGAGGACCUGAGGAAUCCAGAUUCCCCUUCUUCCAAUGAGCUCAUCCAUUACAGGCCGAGGACGUUUAACGUGGGCGACUUGGUCUGGGGCCAAAUCAAAGGACUCACUUCAUGGCCUGGGAAACUGGUGAGGGAAGAAGAAGUUCACAAUUCCUGUCAGCAGAACGCUGAGGAGGGGAAGGUAUUACUCCUAUAUCUCUGCACCUCUCUGUCUCUCUCCCCCCACGGGCACAAAUGGUUAUCAGCACUAUCCCAGUCUCUGGUUUAA
Molecule: messenger RNA, 2510 nt
Organism: Acanthisitta chloris (rifleman)
Lineage: Eukaryota; Metazoa; Chordata; Aves; Passeriformes; Acanthisittidae
Product: methyl-CpG-binding domain protein 5-like
Exons: 4
Cellular component (GO): chromocenter; nucleus
Molecular function (GO): chromatin binding
Source: RefSeq, a predicted model, not a curated record